AUGAAGGUUUUAAUUACACUCUCUUCCAACUCCCACCACCCCGAACCACACCACACUCACCAGCUGCGGGGCUGCAGUGGGAGGCAGGGAGACCUGGCCAGCUCGCGCUUUUUCCUGAGUCUAGAGGACAAUCUGCUGCGGGUGUUCGGAGGAGAGCGCAUGGACGGGCUGUUGAGGGCCUUCCAUCUACGUGGCCGCAGCGGUCGGCAGGGGGACCCAGGCAGCUCUCGCUUCUUCCUCAGUCUGGAGGACAAUCUUUUAAGAGUGUUCGGGGGAGAGCGCAUCGACGGGCUGAUGAGGGCCUUCCACGUGGAGGAUCUGCCCAUCGAGUCGCCGUUUCUGAACCGAGCGCUGGAGGAUGCGCAGCAGAAGGUGGAGAACUACUACUUCGACAUUCGCAAGCAGCUGUUUGAGUACGACCAGGUGCUGAACAGCCAGCGGGAACGGUUCUACUCGGAGAGGAGGAGAGCGCUGGAGACAGAGGAUCUGGAAGGGCUGAUGCUGGAGUAUGCACAGCUGACCAUGGACGACAUUGUCAAUGCGAACAUCGACCCAUCACUGUCACAGGAGGAGUGGAACUUCGAGGCUCUUACAAAGAAGGUCAAACAGUACUGUGCUCUGCUUACGGAUUUAUCAAUCGAUGACAUUAUCUAUCACAGCGACACUGUAGACACCCUGAGGGAUUAUCUGCACCAACGCAGCAAAGACGCCUACUACACAAAGAAGGCAGAGGUAGAAUCGGCAGUCCCAGGGUUAAUGAGGGAUGCAGAGCGGUACUUUGUGCUCACUCAGAUGGAUCUGCUCUGGAAGGAGCAUCUGCAGGCGCUCAGAUUCACCCAGCAGGCCGUGGCUUUAAGGGGCUAUGCUCAACGAGACCCUCUUAUCGAGUACAAGCUUGAAGGGUACAACCUGUUUCUUGCAAUGAUGGGGCAGAUCCGGCGAAAUGUCAUUUAUUCCGUGUAUCAGUUCAAUCCAGUCCAGUGA
Messenger RNA from Closterium sp. NIES-65, 984 nucleotides. The record is from the annotation of a GenBank genome assembly. Lineage: Eukaryota; Viridiplantae; Streptophyta; Zygnematophyceae; Desmidiales; Closteriaceae.